Vigna angularis (adzuki bean) is the source of this 663-nucleotide messenger RNA. RefSeq lists its product as uncharacterized. The transcript has a single exon. The coding region runs from base 1 to 663 and encodes 220 amino acids. NCBI's taxonomy places the organism in Eukaryota, Viridiplantae, Streptophyta, Magnoliopsida, Fabales, Fabaceae. The record is from RefSeq and is a predicted model, not a curated record.
AUGCCUUCAUAUGCUAAAUUUUUGAAGGAGCUCCUCAGAAAGAAAAGGAAGUACAUUGAAGAAGAAACCAUUGAAGUUCAAGGAAACUGGAGUGCUAUCAUACAAAAGUUCUUACCCUCCAAGUUUAAAGAUCCAGGAAGCUUCAUUAUUCCUUGCACUAUAGGGAAUAUCUCUGUUGGGAAAGCACUUAUUGAUUUGGGAGCCAAUAUUAAUCUCAUGUCGCUUUCCAUGUUUGAAAAGAUUGAAGGGUUGGAACUCAAGCCUACUCGGAUGACUCUUCAACUUGCAGACAUAUCUCUGAAAUAUCCUUGUGGGGUAGCUGAAGAUGUGCUUGUGAAGGUAGACAAAUUUCUUUUUCCUGUUAUUCUUGGGAGAGCUUAUAUGAAGACAACAAGAUUUUUAAUUGAUGUGGAAAAUGGCAAACUGAAGGUGAGAGUACAAGAUGAAGAAGUAAAUUUUGAUGUAUUUAAAGCCAUGUCUCACCCAAAAGAUGAUAUGGAAUGUUUUCAUCUUAAUUCUCUUGAUGAAAUUUGCAUGUUAAAAGAAAAAAACGCAAGUGAUACUCUUUCUUUGGAGGAGAUACUAGUUGACACUUGUAAAGAGUUAAAUGAAAAAGAAGAGGAACUAAUGGAUGAGUGCUUGACUGAUUUGGAAGAAUUAUGA